CCCCCAAAAAAAAAAAAGGAGAGAAGGGAGGAAAAGACAGAGAUAUCAAAGAAAUAAAAGGGAUAGGCGACUUAUACUACUCAUGAUGGCGGCAAAGACGGCCGGCAUAUUUUUCCUAUCAGACUUGACACCCCCUUCCAUCGAACGGACAUGGUUAACAGCACCACACCCAAGAAUCCCAAUCGUCGCGGCAUGCAGCUCUGACAAAACUGUCCGGAUAUAUUCGUUGACCAACUUCAGGCUUCUCUCGACUGUUUCCGGGGGCCACAAACGCAGUGUGAGAACAUGUGCCUGGAAACCACAUGUACAAGGUGAGAGUGUUCUUGCCACGGGUAGCUUCGACGCGACAGUAGGUAUCUGGAGACGAUGGGAUAAUUAUGGAAGCGGCGACUCCGCGGAUGGUACAUGGGAUAUCGACGGAUCUGCAAACGAGGUCAGGGAUGCGGAUUCCUCUCUCCCAGACAGAGGUUAUGACAGGGACGACGACGAGGAAGAAUGGCGGUUUGCAGUCCUGCUAGAUGGACAUGACAGCGAAGUAAAAUCAGUGUCGUGGUCGCCGUCGGGCAUGUUACUAGCUACCUGCUCCCGGGACAAGUCGAUAUGGAUCUGGGAGGACCUUGAUGAUGGAGAUAACAACUUCGAGACCGUGGCCGUUAUGCAGGAGCAUGGAGGCGAUGUCAAAUGCGUAGCAUGGCAUCCGGUCGAGGAGUGCUUGGCAAGCGGCAGCUACGAUGACACAAUACGACUAUGGAGAGAGGAUAUCGACGAUUGGACCCAAGUAGCUUGUAUUAAAGGACAUGAGGGAACGGUGUGGUCUGUCGACUGGGAAGCCGUGGAUAAUGUUCCAUCCUCUUCAUUACCUGGACUAUCCAACGGAAGCACUUCUCCGGCUGUUUCUCGAUGGAAAGAACAGAAUGCCGUCUCGGGACCUCGACUCAUCUCGAGUUCCGACGACCGCACAAUUCGCGUUUGGAGACGACAACCAAAGGAUCAACAGCGCUACAACACUUCCAACAUGCCAAGCAUCAUUCGUCCUACUGGGAUAGAAGAGUCUUGGGAGGAGGAAGCCAUUUUACCUCGAGUACAUGAUCUUUCCAUCUACACUGUUGCAUGGAGCAAGCGAACCGGUCUCGUCGCCUCUGUCGGUGCAGACGGGAGGAUUGUUGUAUAUGAAGAACAAUUUAUGCCUACAACCACUAUCUCUUCUAGGAAUGAUCAGGAAGAAGCAACGCAAGAAGACGAAGAAGCCGGGGUAGAAGCAGAAGCUAUGGAAAUGGACUCUCCCGCACAGCGGACUAAAUGGUCAAUCAUUGCUUCCCUGCAAGGUGCGCAUGGUGUUUAUGAAAUUAACCACGUCGCGUGGGCGAAGCGUGCUGAUCGCGGUCGACGGCAAGAUAAAGAGGAGGAGGUUCUAGUCACGACAGGCGACGAUGGAAGCGUCAAAGUUUGGGGUAUUGGCCAUGCAAGGUAAAACCAUUUCUGGUGAUACCUGGUAUCGUAAUGCAUCUUUUAGGUGGCAUAUUGUCGAGUAUUUGGCCAGGAAAGCUGCAAAUGCAAAUGCAAUGAAAUAUCUUCCGGAUAGAUAGAGGAAAAGUUACAAUUGAAACAGACG
This is a messenger RNA of Monascus purpureus, 1612 nucleotides long. NCBI's taxonomy places the organism in Eukaryota, Fungi, Ascomycota, Eurotiomycetes, Eurotiales, Aspergillaceae. The record is from the annotation of a GenBank genome assembly.